AUGUUCAACCCGCUGGACACGCUGCGCAUCCGGUGGCAGGUCUCGCCGCCGGGCCAGGCGUCGACGAGCUCGAGCUCGACCAAGGGCGGCGAGGCGGUGCGGGCGGCGAUGGGCCGGAUGGGCGAGGGCGGCAAGCCGAGCAACAUUGUAGCCUUUGCGCGACAGGUGAUCCGUACCGAAGGACUGUGGCGCGGAUUGUGGAAGCCGGGCAUGCUGGCCAACUCGGCGUCGAUCGCGUGCUCCUCCGGCCUCCGCAUGGGCUUCUAUCCGCUCCUCCGCGACUGGCUUGACAUGCAGUUCUCGGCCGGCGAGGCCGAUAGCGAGGCACACGCUGCCAGCAAGUCGCCGGCUGCCAUGGCGCUGGCCUCGUUUGCUGCUGGCGGCCUGGGCUACUGGGUCUCCACCCCGACGUACCAGGUCAAGGUCCGGCUGCAGGCCGAGGCCGGCAAGGUGGUCGACGGCGUGCUAACGACCGGGGCGAGGGCCGGCUCGCCGCCACGCUACCGCGGCCUCUUCCAUGCCCUUUACACCAUCGCGCGCGACGAAGGUCCAACCGCACUGUAUCGGGGUGCCGGCGCCCUACUUAUUCGCGGAGCGCUCAUCACCACCGGUCAGCUCACGGCCUACGAUCUGACCAAGACCCGCGCCAAGGCUGCAGGCCUCCUCGGUGACGGCCCGGUCCUGCACGUUGUUGCCUCUAUUGUGGCCGCCUUCUUUAUGACCACCCUCUCGGCUCCGGCUGACAUCCUCAUGACCCGAUACCAGACCGCGCCGCAAAUGGGCAAGUCGUACCGCGGCCUCAUCCACUGCGCCUCAUGCAUGAUCCGUGAUGAAGGCCCGAUGGUCUUUUACCGCGGCUGGACCGCGUUCUUUGUCCGCCUUGCUCCGCUCAACCUCGUCCUCUUUCCGCUCUACGAGCAGCUCCGUCGCCUCUUUGGCCUCGAGUACAUGGACUGA
Thecamonas trahens ATCC 50062 is the source of this 957-nucleotide messenger RNA. Its product is annotated as uncoupling protein 2. The coding region runs from base 1 to 957 and encodes 318 amino acids. The record is from RefSeq and is a predicted model, not a curated record. The transcript has a single exon. Gene Ontology annotation, molecular function: oxoglutarate:malate antiporter activity. NCBI's taxonomy places the organism in Eukaryota, Apusomonadida, Apusomonadidae.